Molecule: messenger RNA, 2018 nt
Organism: Amoebophrya sp. A25
Lineage: Eukaryota; Dinophyceae; Syndiniales; Amoebophryaceae
Source: the annotation of a GenBank genome assembly
GGAUGAGAUUAGAAAAAAUUGAAAGGUUUAAGCAGCGUUCAGGGAGAGGUAUUUAGAAGAAGAACACUUCAAUUUUCCGUGCUUCGAGAAUUGUUCUUGCAAUAAAGCAUACCUAAGAAUUUUUUAGACAGUAGGAAGUCGAAGUCUUUAUUUCUCGGUUCUUCUUUCCCCUACCUCAUCGUCAACAGGAUGAAGUUGUUGCAAUUUCGUACGCUGUGGGGUGUGAUCGACGAGUGCGACGGGGAAAGUGCGCGCUCUCCUGCGAAAGCCCUUGAAGAAACCGUUCUUCUGUUGAAACGACUCGGUUUUGACGGGAUUGAGCUGCCCUACAAACUCUUUUUGCAUCUCGGAGUCGAGCGCGUCGCCAAGCUGUUGAAAGAGCAGCAAAUGAAGAUCAAUCUGAUGAUUAUGACCGACAACGUCCUCUGUCCCGGAACGGGGAUUUUGUGGGGAGGACCACAUGCGAGGCCACUGGGUGGCGACGUGGUGUAUUCGACGCCUGCGCAACCCGGAGAUUCAGUAAAACUGAGUGGGGAAGAGCUCGUUAGCAAGCAUGUUGCUGUCUUCCGCGAACAAGUGGAGGAUAUAUCGAAAUUGGCUAUGCAUCCAGAAAUAGCGCUGCCUGUGCAUAUCGUAAACUCCCACUCGGGCCGUGACUUUUUUUCGCAGCAAAUGGCGGAGACUUUUUUCUCAGAAGCUUUAGCGAUCGAGCGACACUGUGGGUACAAUCAACCCCUGGCUGGCGAGGAAGAAAAAGUAUACCCUCGUUUACAUUAAGGCUCGCAUUGCCCAACUCCAUCCACUUCCACAUGGGUCCCUGUAGCGGACUUAGCCUUCAAAGGAUUGAUAUUUUACAGCUAGUGGAGGUAGUUGUAGUAAGUAGUUCUAGUUCCCUACUACUUGUCUAAGUACCGCUGUGUCACGAGACCCACCGAUCGCGCAUUCUGUACUCUCCUUGGUUGACACGCGAUCUGAUGAAGCGGGUUCCUGGGAUUAGGUUGUGCGCGGACUUUUCGCAUUGGGUCUGCACAGCCGAAUCUAUGGAUGCGGACCUGUGUGCGGCCAUUCAUGAAGUGUGUCCUUUUGUGAUACAUACGCACUGUCGCGUUGGCCACGAACAAGGGUCACAGGUGCCGGAUCCGAGAACGGAAGAGUACUGAAAUUCUUCGAGGAAAAUCGAGAAUGAGACUCACAUUAUAAUACUUUCUUCUCAAGAAAAAAGGUAGUAUGCAGCUCCGUACUGAUUACUCAUUCUGAAACAAAACCAAGAACACCUUGUUACGUCAUUUUCUACAUCAAGAGUCAGAAACUCACGACAGGUGGUCCGGUCACGUUUCCUCGCAUGAGGUCUGGUGGGAUGCUAUCUGGCAGGUGCAAAAGGCGCGGGGCGAUGCUACUAGUUGCCUUAUAGCCGAGCAUGGGCCUCCACCUUAUCAACCCUGCCAACCAGGCCCGACUCGAGAACCACUGGCGAAAAUAUGGGAAGUCAAUCAUUGGGUCCACGCCCGUCGUCAAAAACGAUUUCGAGAGCUCUUUCCUGCCGAUGACUGCAGCUCAUUAGUCGAGGAGGAAUUGUUGCGCGUUGGUUGGUCUCCGCAAAAAGACGUUAAAACCGACACCAAGACCGUGAGCGAGAUGGCGAAGGCAGCGUAGAAGCUGCUACGCACUAUGCACUGCUGCUGCGCGUUGAAGGAUGAAGAAAUAUCAGCAUGUAAAACGUGGAAUUGUACAUGAAUUAGCACACGAGUAUGUACCUGUUGAGUGGUUGAAGAGUUCGGGAAGAUGAAAUCCAUUUUCUUCGUGCAAUUCGAUGAAGCCAAGGAAGUGGCUAACAUUCGAAUCAGCAACUAUUUGAGAUUUUUUGAUGCCGACCAUCCUCUGCAUGUAGGUACUUAGAAGAAUCGAGAUGGACGGCGAUAAGUGGCAAUUACAUAUUGACUGCUCUUAUUUAACAACACUGCGACUGCCAGAAGACGCCAUAGGACGGGGGGGUUUAUUUGAAAGACCACGCGCAUGAG